AAGAAUUUCCGAUGCUCUACGGUCAUGCAGGGAAGUCUCUCUGCGUCAAUUUAGGAUUACGUCAAGCUGGAUAAUGAGUUCUGCAAUAAAAUCCACAAUGAGUAGUUCACAUACUGUGGGGGUAGGAGGAGAUGCAGGCCAACAGCAACAGCAGAGGUUUCUUUUACAACUUGCUGGCCAAGAAGAUGAGGUUGAUCUCGUGUUGCUUGACCAUUGUUAUGCUAAGCCAUGGAGUGCACAUCCAGAUGCCAGCAAUGCAAAACCUCUGAAGAUGCUCUUCAUGACUAAAUUUCAGAGAGGACAAAAUGCAGAACAACAUGUCUCAGGGGAUAUGCAGGUGGAUGUGGUAAACCCUUCUUUCCAAUCAGCUCCUAUCUAUGACCCAGUGAAAGCUAGAUCAGUGAUGAAUGAAUGCGAGAGACAUGUCAAUUUUGCCAGGAUGGAAGAAAAGCCUGGAGAUUGGGAAGAUACUGUAACAAGGACUGGAUGGACCUUACAGCAAAAUAAACUCUUCAAUAAAGUCAUCAAAAUUCUUCAGUCUGACAGACUGUCUAGAUUGGCAUAUGAAGGGCACAACAAUGAACCCAUAAUGAGAAGAUUAAGUGUGGAUAAAACAGCCAAAAGGUUUAGACAAGCCAUGGGUUCAGUAGGAUGGGACACAAAACUAACCCAGUGGUUACAUGGAGUAUUGGUGGAUCACCUUAGUCUGUCAUUCUUGUCAGCUUAUUUAGAUAUUCUUCAGACCUUAAAAUCUAAGAUACCCUCUCUGAUAGAAAAGAUGAUAGCUUUAUCUACAACUGGUGGCAGGGCAAAUGCAACUACAGCUGAAGCACUGAACUUGCUGUUAAAGCGCCCAUGGGAUCCUGUUUCUAGUGUCAUGUCACAACAUAAGCCAAAAAAACUUCCCGGAAACCCACUUCUCCUGAUUGCCCCCAGUGGACCCACACACAUCACUGCAGCCAACUCCAAGCGUAACAAAUUCUGGAACACUCAGAUGUCUAAUCAGGGUAAAGUGAUACCAGUCACCCUUCACACAGUGAAUGGUGGGAGUGGUGUGGGGAUUGCCCAGUGUCUGGAACACAUGAUAGGAGCAGUCAGGACCAAGGUGCUGGAGCUGAAAAGUCACUUUUCUAAUAGACCGAUAGUUUUGCUGGGGUGGAACAUUGGUGCACUUGUUGCAUGUCAUGUAUCCUUGGUCGAGUCUGUAACAGCAGUUGUCUGCCUGGGAUUUCCAUUCAAUGGUAUAAAUGGACCAAGAGGGGAUGUAGAUGAUCCUCUGUUAGACAGCAGGACCCCCACACUGUUUGUGAUAGGGCAACAUUCUACUACAUGUAGCAUUGAUGACAUAGAGGACCUGAGAGAAAAGAUGAAGUCAGAAAACAGUCUGAUUGUUGUAGGGGGAGCUGACGAUCAGUUAAGAGUGUCAAGAACAAAGAAAAAGCAGGAGGGAAUUACACAGAGUGUUGUGGAUAGAUGUAUACAGGAUGAAAUAGCUGACUUCCUGGGUGGUGUCCUAACUCAAUCUGCAGGUUCCAGUGCAGAUGUACCAGAGUUUGUGACUGAAAAUGAUGUUCGCAAAAAGAAGAAAAGAAAAGUCUCACGCGAUCUCUCAUUGGAAAUGCGUAGCGAUACAUCAUCACCUACUCUCCACAGAGUGGGUACACCUUCAACACCAGGAGAGAGUUUGCAAAGCCUCCCAGGUACACCUUUGAGCCCCAAGCCAAAAGCUAGGAGCAGAACUGUCAGCCAUUCCUCUGCAGCAAGCACAGAGCCAAGGAGCCCACUGAAAGUAUCACCUGAGGAUAUGGUGAAAGGUAAAAGAGCAGCUGUGAAACGCAAAAGAAGUAAGAGUCCUGUUAACACAUCAACUCCUGUAGUACCAACAAAAAGAAAAGCUCAGCGGUCCCUCAGUUCAUCUUCUGACUUUUCAACAGCAACAAGUGGUUCCAUUCCUAUGUCACCAGCAAGGGGUUCUGUGGAACUAGCAGGUUUACUCACAGGUCAAAGACCACUGACCACAGAAAAUGCAAACGGACAAGGACAAAAAUUAACCAGUGGUGGUGGAGCUAGCCAAUCAAUUCCAUUGACAGUAAGCACCCAUAUUGCCAAUCAGAGUGGAAUUGGGAAAGCCUUGAGUCCCAUAUCUUUAAGUAGUGCAGUGGGGCUGCACUCAUCUGGUAUACCAUCAUCAUCAUCAUCAUCAUCUUUAUCUUCAGCUUCAACUCUGCCAGACACACUAACUACACUGGCGGCAUAUGCACGUCAGAGGAGCCCAUUGAAGAGUAUAGCUGGGAUACCAUUUCAUAUGACCACUGCAUCUACCACAGUUACACAGAUACAGCAGCUACUUACAUCUGGGACUAAAGUGACUCAGGAGCAGACAGAUGCCUCAGCAUUAAGGACAAUUGCUUCAAUUCCUUCAGUGUCUUCUAAGCUAACUCUGAAUCAGCUGUCAGCAUACUCAAAGCAGAAGUCUUCCUCAAACCUGGCCAGUCCUGAUCAUGAGAAAGUGCAGGCCAUACAGAGAUUACAAUAUCAUGAUUUUCCAUUAACUACAGCAGCUAUAAGCAGUAGCACUGGGACUGUUGCUUUCACCCAGGCUAAGAUUCUCAGCACUCCUAGCAUAGAACUGAAGAAAUUGAACCCAGGAAGUGAGGGAGGAACCACACACCUCUCACUGACCAAGAGUCUAUUAGCCUCUUCAGCAUCGUCCACGUCUAGUACCUUGGUUACACUUUCCGGUGGAUCCAGGCAAGUUGGCAACAGCACGCCAAGCUCUGGAAUAACAACAGUCUCGUCUUUAAGACAGCCGGUUGGAACCAGCCAAAGUGGACUGGCUUCCACAUUUAGCAAAGACAUAUCUAAGCCUGUGACACAUUUGGUCAUUUCAACUGAGACAUUGGGCAAAGUCUCUUCCCUCAUGGAAACCUCAAAGCCUAUCACAAAGGAGGCAGGUCAUGCUGUUACAACUGUCAUCCCAUCUCAACUUCCAGUGUCUGGAUUUCAUAGCAUUGCAUCCACUCUCCAACAAACAUCUACACCCUCACCUAACAGAACUACAUCUCCAGCCAGCACAAAUACUCUUGUGAGAUCAAGUUCUGGCUCAAGCAGUAGUAAACCUUCAAACAAAGCUCCAUCAACAGCUAUCGUGUCAUAUUCCACCACAUCUAAACCUGUGCUUACCAGCAUUGCUGCCACCAGAACAAGAAGGAUUAAGACUCCCAAGCAGUAUGAUCUUUAACGAACUUUGCUACGACUAAUGAUCAGAAUUACGCAAAAUGUGAAUUUGUGUAGAUUUUUGAGUGUGAUGCAUUUACAUUUGACAUGACUGUGAAUUAAAAACAGUUAUUAAUGGUAAACUAGCAGGUCACUGGAACCUUGCAAAUUGUUUACCCUACAGAACUAUAUUGAUACUUGUAUUUCUUUAGAAAGUUGCAGCUUGAUUGCAAACACAAAUACUUGUUGGAAAUAAACUUUUAAAAAUGCAUUUAUACUGUAAAUGA
Messenger RNA from Lingula anatina, 3503 nucleotides. RefSeq lists its product as uncharacterized. Gene Ontology annotation, biological process: positive regulation of transcription by RNA polymerase II. Gene Ontology annotation, cellular component: NSL complex. The record is from RefSeq and is a predicted model, not a curated record. NCBI's taxonomy places the organism in Eukaryota, Metazoa, Brachiopoda, Lingulata, Lingulida, Lingulidae.